AUGGCGGCGAGACUCACCACCUUCCUCAAGAACGCCUGGGCCAAGGAGCCGGUGCUAGUCGUAUCCUUCACCAUCGGGGGCCUCGCUAUCACCCUGCCCCCGUUAAGCCCCUACACCAAGUACGCCAGCAUGAUCAACAAGGCCACCCCCUACAGCUACCCAGUGCCCCUCCGAGAUGACGGGAAUUUGCCAGACGUGCCCAGCCACCCGCAGGACCCCCAGGGCCCCAGCUUGGAGUGGCUGAAGAAACUGUGA
Chrysochloris asiatica (Cape golden mole) is the source of this 255-nucleotide messenger RNA. It is a transcript of the gene NDUFA3, whose product is annotated as NADH dehydrogenase (ubiquinone) 1 alpha subcomplex, 3, 9kDa. The record is from RefSeq and is a predicted model, not a curated record. NCBI's taxonomy places the organism in Eukaryota, Metazoa, Chordata, Mammalia, Afrosoricida, Chrysochloridae. The transcript has 4 exons. Gene Ontology annotation, cellular component: mitochondrial inner membrane. Bases 1 to 255 code for a protein of 84 amino acids.